CAGGAGAAGGCGGCGGCGGCGGCGGCGGCGGCUGGGGAUCAGACAUGGCGGCGGAUCUGAACCUGGAGUGGAUCUGCUCCCUGCCCCGGUCCUGGACUUACGGGAUCACCAGGGGCGGCCGAGUCUUCUUCAUCAACGAGGAGGCCAAGAGCACCACCUGGCUGCACCCGGUCACCGGCGAGGCCGUGGUCACCGGACACCGGCGGCAGAGCACAGAUUUGCCUACUGGCUGGGAAGAAGCAUAUACUUUUGAAGGUGCAAGAUACUAUAUAAACCAUAAUGAAAGGAAAGUGACCUGCAAACAUCCAGUCACAGGACAGCCAUCGCAGGACAACUGCAUUUUUGUAGUGAAUGAACAGACCGUUGCAGCCAUGACAACUGAAGAAAAGAAGGAACGACCUAUAAGUAUGAUAAAUGAAGCUUCUAACUAUAACAUGACUUCAGAUUAUACAGUGCAUCCAAUGAGCCCUGUAGGCAGAACUUCACGGGCUUCAAAAAAAGUUCAUAAUUUUGGAAAGAGGUCAAAUUCAAUUAAAAGGAAUCCUAAUGCACCUGUGGUCAGACGAGGUUGGCUUUAUAAACAGGACAGUACUGGCAUGAAACUGUGGAAGAAACGCUGGUUUGUGCUUUCCGACCUUUGCCUCUUUUAUUAUAGAGAUGAGAAAGAAGAGGGUAUCCUGGGAAGCAUAUUAUUACCUAGUUUUCAGAUAGCUAUGCUUACCUCUGAGGAUCACAUUAAUCGCAAAUAUGCUUUUAAGGCAGCCCAUCCAAACAUGCGGACCUAUUAUUUCUGCACUGAUACAGGAAAGGAAAUGGAGUUGUGGAUGAAAGCCAUGUUAGAUGCUGCCCUGGUACAGACAGAACCUGUGAAAAGAAUUACCUUUAAUUUCCGAGUGGACAAGAUAACAUCUGAAAAUGCACCAACUAAAGAAACCAAUAACAUUCCCAACCAUAGAGUGCUAAUUAAGCCAGAGGUCCAAAACAACCAGAAAAAUAAGGAAAUAAGCAAAUUUGAAGAAAAAAAGGCAUUAGAAGCUGAAAAAUAUGGAUUUCAGAAGGAUGGUCAAGAUAGACCUUUAACAAAAAUUAAUAGCGUAAAGUUGAAUCCUGUGCCAUCUAACUAUGAGAGUGGGUCAACAUGCGUGGCUCAGACUGUACACUACAGACCGAUCAAUUUGAAUAGUUCAGAGAGCAAAACAGUCAAUGUUAGCCUGGCAGAUCUUAGAGGUGGAAAUCACCCAAAUACAGGGCCCAUACACACAGAGGCUGAUCGAGUCAUACAGAGAACGAAUUCAAUGCAGCAAUUGGAACAGUGGAUUAAAAUGCAGAAGGGGAGGGGUCAUGAAGAAGAAACCAGGGGAGUAAUUUCUUACCAAACAUUACCAAGAAAUAUGCCAAGCCACAGAGCCCAGAUUAUGGCCCGCUACCCUGAAGGUUAUAGAACACUCCCAAGAAACAGCAAGACCAGGCCUGAAAGUAUCUGCAGUGUAACCCCUUCCACUCAUGACAAGACAGUAGGACCUGGGGCAGAAGAAAAACGGAGGUCGAUGAGAGAUGACACAAUGUGGCAGCUCUACGAAUGGCAGCAGCGUCAGUUUUAUAAUAAGCAGAGCACCCUUCCUCGACAUAGUACUUUAAGUAGUCCUAAAACCAUGGUUAAUAUUUCUGAGCAGACAAUGCACUCUAUUCCCACAUCACCUUCCCAUGGGUCAAUAGCUGCUUAUCAGGGAUACUCCCCUCAACGAACGUAUAGAUCAGAAGUGUCUUCACCGAUUCAGAGAGGAGAUGUGACGAUAGACCGCAGACACAGAGCCCAUCACCCUAAGCAUGUAUAUGUGCCUGACAGAAGGUCAAUGCCAGCUGGCCUAACUUUACAGUCUGUUAGUCCCCAGAGCCUCCAAGGUAAAACGCCAGAGGAGCUUACGCUGCUGCUAAUAAAGCUGAGACGGCAGCAAGCUGAACUGAGUAGUAUCCGGGAGCAUACGUUAGCACAGCUCAUGCAGCUAAAACUUGAGGCCCACAGCCCAAAGAAUGAAAUUCUUUCACAUCAUCUUCAAAGGAACACCAUGUAUUUGGAUCAUCAGAUGAAAGAAAAUGAACCUAUUAUCACCAUGGUUCACACAAUGAUUGAGAACUCGGCGCUAAGACCCCAACUGUACCAGCAACUGUCACAAGAUGAAUGUAGAGGCACAUUGUACAAAUACAGACCUGAAGAAAUAGAUAUUGAUGCCAAAUUAAGCCGAUUAUGUGAACAAGAUAAAGUGGUACAUGCUCUGGAAGAGAAACUUCAGCAGCUCCACAAGGAGAAAUACACACUUGAGCAAGCUCUGCUAUCAGCCAGCCAGGAGAUAGAAAUGAAUUCAGAUAACCCAGCAGCCAUUCAGAACGUGGUAUUACAGAGGGACGAUUUACAAAAUGGACUGCUCAGUACCUGUCGAGAACUCUCUCGAGCCACUGCUGAUCUGGAACGAGCAUGGAGAGAAUAUGAUAAGUUAGAAUAUGAUGUAACUAUUACCAGGAACCAGAUGAAAGAUCAGCUAGAUCGACUUGGUGAAAUUCAGACUGAAUCAGCAGGAAUUCAGCGUGCACAGAUUCAGAAGGAACUUUGGAGAAUUCAAGAUGUCAUGGAAGGGCUGGGAAAACACAAACAGCAGAGAGGCACUGCAGAGACAGGUAUGGCAGGAUCAAAGCCUUUCUCAACAGUUAAGUACAAAAAUGAGGGUCCAGAUUAUAGACUCUACAAGAGUGAACCAGAGUUAACAACAGUGGCAGAAGUUGAUGAAUCUAAUGGAGAAGAAAAAUCAGAACCUGUUUCAGAGGUGGAAACUUCUGUUGUUAAAGGCUCCCACUUUCCUGUUGGAGUAGUCCCUCCAAGAACAAAAUCACCAACACCCGAAUCUUCGACAAUAGCUUCAUAUGUAACCUUAAGGAAAACUAAGAAGAUGAUGGAUCUAAGAACGGAAAGACCAAGAAGUGCAGUGGAACAGCUCUGUUUGGCUGAGACUACUCGACCUAGAAUGACUGUGGAAGAGCAAAUGGAAAGAAUAAGGAGACAUCAACAAGCAUGCCUAAGGGAAAAGAAAAAAGGAUUGACUGUCAUUGGUGCUUCUGACCAGUCACCCUCACAGAGUCCUUCGGAUUUAAGAGAUAAUCCAUUCAGGGUUACCCAGAUGCGAAGGAAAGAUGACAACAUUAAGGAAUUGGACACUGUCAUCAAAGAAAAUGAUAUAAAGCCAAACCAUGAAACGCCUGCUGCAGAAAUCGUUCAACUAAAAGAAGCUGAACCCCAAAAUACGGAUUUCAGCAAAGAGCUUAAAAAAGCUGAAAAUGUUUUUUACGAAAUGCUUUUGAAACCUGAGCCAAAUGGAGUAAAUUCCGAGGAAUUGAUGAAUAAAGAAAGAAACAAAGAAGAAGUGCCUGAGGAUGUUACAUACAGCCAUCAAGAUGAGACACAGAUCCCAAAUCAUAAACCUGAAGGCCACCGUGAAGAAAAUACAAAGGACAAUAUUGAUGAACAAGGAGAAACUGUUAUUUCUUAUGAACCAACUCCUGAGGUUUCUAGAGGGGAUCAGACAAUGACAGUGAAAAGUCUGUCCCCGUCUCCUGAGUCCUCGGCGUCUCCAGUUCCAUCCACUCAGCCGCAGCUCACAGAAGGAUCACAUUUCAUGUGUGUGUAGUCCCAGAAGAACUAAACUGACUUGUAUUGAAACCAUUCAAAGCUAAAGACAUGGACCUUCGACAGUGUAAGAAGAUAUUGUACAGUAUAUUUUAAAUCUAUGAAAUUCAUAGUUCUGAUGCUUUUGGCCACAGAGCAUCGUUUUAUCACUUCUGGAAAAUGUUUAUUCCAAAACAGCUUUAAUGGCCCAUAUGUACACUCCGUAAUCUCAAGGUUAUUAUUCUGACACCAGCUUGCUGCUAUGAUUUCAAAGCACAUAAGUAAAGGUGCUUUUUAAUGUGUGGUCUGUAGUCAGAGCUUACUUAGUUACUGAUUUCCAGAUUUUGAUGUUUCUUAAGUCUGGGUGAAUUUAUAUUUCUUUUGGCUUUUCAGUACAUAAAGUUAGUUGUUAUUUCCAAUAAGCUUAUUUUCCUUUUUUUUUAUUUCCCAUUUUGGCUACUGCAGUGCUUUGUUUCACACUUGAUUUGUAAAAAUUUUAUAUAUAUAUAUUUAAAA
Molecule: messenger RNA, 4171 nt
Organism: Cynocephalus volans (Philippine flying lemur)
Lineage: Eukaryota; Metazoa; Chordata; Mammalia; Dermoptera; Cynocephalidae
Gene: PLEKHA5
Product: pleckstrin homology domain containing A5
Exons: 30
Coding region: 45-3677 (1210 amino acids)
Cellular component (GO): cytosol
Molecular function (GO): phosphatidylinositol-5-phosphate binding; protein binding; phosphatidylinositol-3,5-bisphosphate binding
Source: RefSeq, a predicted model, not a curated record